AGAAAGAAGAAGACGAAGCAAACGGCGACGUUUCAGACCAUUUAUAUUGUAGUUGUGUUGCGCAGAAUAUCACAUCGUUAAGUAUUGAUGGGAUUUCAGCCGUAUUAAACGCUGCUCCCAUGUUUUAAAAGAUCUGAUACACAGCUGAAUGGGCUCAGAUCCCCACACAUGCGGUCGUGUCUUCACGGUGUGAUAAUUUGCUGAACAGGGUUAAAAUGUAGAAAUCUAAUCUGGAACGACACGGAAGACUGUCAGACUGGACCAGCACGAAGCCGGGUGCGCGCUAUCGCUCGUGCUUCUUCAGUCUCACUGACACACACUACUAAGGCAUCACCAUCUUCUGUGUAGCAAAGUAUUUGGAAUACAGUAGCUGCGGCAAAACAUUUCAUUUCGAGAAGUAAUUUGCCUUUGAGAUGGGAUCCUCAGUGAUGGAGGAUAAGGAUGAGGCCUGCACAGAGCACCUAUACUGCUGUGGUGCUGUCACAGAAGUGCUCAAAUUCGGCACCCGUAACCUACACUCUGGCAAUCAACCUAAAGUGCUUUUUCUCAUCAUACCAGGUAACCCAGGUGUGGUUGGCUUCUACAAGACCUUCAUGCAGACGCUUCACCAGACAUUGGGGCGGCGCUACCCUGUGUGGGCAGUGAGCCAUGCUGGACACUGUGUGCCUCCUGAUACUAUGGACAUGAUUGAAGACCCAACAGUGAUGGCAGCGGGGGACGUGUUUGGUUUGAACGGGCAGAUAGAGCACAAGCUGGCCUUCCUCACGGAGCACGUUCCCAGGGACUCUCGCCUGGUCCUGGUGGGCCACUCCAUUGGCUGCUACCUCAUCCUGGAGAUGAUGAAGAGGGAUCCUGAGCUGCAGGUGGUGAAGUCAGUGAUGCUGUUCCCCACCAUCGAGCGCAUGGCGGCGACCCCUCAGGGAAGGGUCAUGACCCCGGUGCUGUGCCGCCUGCGCUAUGUGGCUUACCUGCCCAUCUUCCUCCUCUCUCUUCUACCUGAUGUACUAAAGGCCUUCAUGGUGAAGCUGGUCUUCGGAGGGCUGGGUUCACUGGACCACUCGACCGUGCUGCCUACUGUUAGCCUCAUUAAUGUGGACACCGCUGCCAAUGCUAUGUACAUGGGGAGUCAAGAGAUGUUGGAAGUUCUGGAGAGAGACAACUUCACCAUCAAUCAAAACCUUGGCAAGCUUGUGUUUUACUAUGGAGCCAGUGACCACUGGUGCCCUGUGCAGUAUUAUCAGGAGAUCAAGAGGAAGUUUCCAGAGGGAGACAUCAGACUGUGUAGUCGAGGAAUUCGUCAUGCCUUCGUCUUGGACGCAGGAAAGGAAGUGGCUGGUAUGAUCUUUGAAUGGAUCCGCGAAGAUUUGCAAACAUGGAGCUAGUUUCAAAUACGCUCCAAGCAGCAUGACAGUGUGACUGUGAUUUAAAGAAAUUGUCAUCUAAAUAUCAAUUGGAUAAUGAUAUUGUCGGUUUAUGUUACCUAAAUUAAUGUAAAACUUUAAAGGAGUGAUGACAUCUGGUAGUGAAAUGAAAAAAUGAAGAUAUUUGUCCAAAUCAUUGUCAAAGCUCUUUAAGCACUAAACCAGUUCCCUAGGCUAUAACGUGUGAUUAUAGCCACUACAGUACCAUCACUGCCUUUAUAGUUACAGAGAUAUCAGGUAGGCUUCAACAACCACAUAGUUUUUAUGAAAAUCCCAAAAUUGACUUGUAUUUUGACAUUGGACCCCAAAACUUUGUUCUGUCUGUUUUCUUUCCCGAUUUUACAUUUUAAAAUUAGUUUUUAUUUCAAUAUACUGUAUAGCUAAGUAAUGCAUAAUGACCAAAACUUUGAUACGAUUAUUAAUUCUAAUUGUAUUGAUUUGUGUAUCGCGUUAUAUCUUUAUUGGACCACCAAUCAUAUAAAUAUGUAUUUUUUGUUACCAAAUUUCUGUUGGGUUGGCAGGCAAUUGUGAUACUUCACUUUGUAAAGUAAUGGUAUGUGUUUGCUGAAGAGGACCAAGAGAAAUCAGCUGGAAUCUAUUCAUACAUUUGAUUAGUUCAUAGGUUCUUAAUUACCCUGUAAUGUAAUGUAACUAUUCAAUCAAAAACAACAUCCUUUUUGUUUUGCAAAAAUGCACAUUAAUGUCAAACAAACUCAAAGGCAUAUUAACUCAAACAUGCUUUCCUGAUGCAUGGAAAGAAAGAAUGCUGUUUCUGAAUUAUUCCAGACACGUGUGGAACAUGUUUGAUUGCGCAUGGCAAAAUGUGUUGGCAGAUCAACUCGAUGGUUUUAUUUGAUUUAUGUUUUUCUGUGUUCUGUCAACGCAGCCUGAUACAGAUAACUUGUCUCCGUUUCCUGCCCUACAGUGCAGUGCCGGAACAAUGUGUUUUUAGUGCAUGUUUGAUUGAAUUUUGCCAUAAAUCUGUGAUGAAAUAACAAAAAGGCAUGCUCAUCAUUCCAAAAGUUUAACUCCAUCUAAAGUUGGAUUUCCUAUAUUUUGGAAGUCUAAGAAAGUAUAUUUCUGACAAAGGAAUCUGCAGACUUAGUGUUCAUCUUUGACCUCCAACCUCUGACCGAGCACGCCUUCCACUGUUGGCCACCAGCCACUGGUGAUGUAACCAUUUAGGAAAGCUCUUCAAAAAGCCUUUCUUAAUUUACAUGUUUGAUGGGGAAUCUUGGUUUAUUAGUUGUCUGGAUGUAUUUGAUAUCUGCCCAUUUUGAAAUGCAAAUGAAUAUGGAAGGCUUAGUGUUAUCUGAAGCUUAGGCUCCUGUUGAAUACACACUGAGACUAAUGUUGUUUAUACCAGUGUGAUGGAUGAGAUCUGGGCGGAGAGGGAGAGAGAGUUACUAGAUGGGGUUUCGUUCAUCCUAGUCACGACUGCAAUGCAGUAGAAAGGAUUUCAGAUACAGAGACUAACAGAAAUUCAUUAAACUAAGCAAUUGGUGGUUGAUCCUCUACAAAAAAAAUGUUUGAGUUGUGCUCAUGUGUAAAUUUGGUUUUACAUUACUUUAGAUUAUAUUGAUUUAAAUUACUAAUCAUGAUGUACCCUUUAUUAACUAAAUGUUUUGUAAUUGUCAUGAAAAAUAUGAAAUUAAAUAUAUAUACAGUACUCGUCAAACGUUUGGACACACCUACUCAUUCCAGGGUUUUUCUUUAUUUUUACUAUUUUCUACAUUGUAGAAUAAUAGUGAAUACAUCAAAACUAUGAAAUAACACACAUGGAAUCAUGUAGUAACCAAAAAUAUAUUUUAUAUUUUAGAUUCUUCAAAGUAACCACCCUUUGCCUUGAUGACAAAAAAAUGAAGAAAAUCCCUGGAAUGAGUAGGUGUGUCAAAACUGAUAUAUAAUUAUUAAAAAGUGAUAGCUUUUGUUCUAUGUAAAUAUUUUGAAUUGAAAUAAAUUAAGGACAAGUAUU
Molecule: messenger RNA, 3396 nt
Organism: Oncorhynchus mykiss (rainbow trout)
Lineage: Eukaryota; Metazoa; Chordata; Actinopteri; Salmoniformes; Salmonidae
Gene: ldah
Product: lipid droplet associated hydrolase
Biological process (GO): lipid storage
Cellular component (GO): lipid droplet
Molecular function (GO): lipase activity
Source: RefSeq, a predicted model, not a curated record